AUGCUGGCCGUGAGCAUUACGAGUGCCGCACCUGCGUUUAUGUACGGAAUCGAUAGUUUCAAUGAGAUUAUUGAAUACGAUCCGGUUAACAAAGUCACAAGGGUUGUCAAGGAGACAGAUUUGAACAAGCGCUCAGGAAGCAAUGCAUUUGGCUUUGACGAGGCCAGGAACCAAAUGUUUUGGUUCUAUAAAGGCGAUAAGACCGGUGGUCCCAAUCUUGCCGGCUUGUACUAUUGGGAUCAGGUCACCGGAGCCAUUGACCGUAUCGCAAGCCAAGAACAAUCCUGGACCAAUCAAAGAUUUCCGCUAAAUGCUGAUUUCUACCCCGAUCCCAGCACUGGCAAUUCAUAUUUCGUUUGGGUCACUGGAGGAGGGAGUACGGUCAACUUUCUCCCCAUCACUUAUGAUGUAUCCGACAACCCUAUUGGAGUUGGAAGCAGAAUUCAACGAACUAUUACAGGGCCUGAUUUCAGUCCAGAUUCUAUGAAUUUUGGCGACAUUGCCAUCAAGACCAGCACCGACACGUUAUAUUUGGCAACAGCACUAGAAGGGGGAUUCGCUAAGAUUGACCUCGACGACGCAUUCGAGCAGCCCACGCUUCCUUACACAGAGAUCACGAGGGGCAAUCCCCCCCUCCAGGUUGCAUUUGACUGCGAGGAAGAAAUCUUGUACGGUCAGCAACUCAUCCGCCCCAAUAAUAAUUUCAGUGACAAUUGGUACACCAUCGACCUGGAGACUGGAGUGGCGACAUCAAUUCCUGAUUACUCAACUACAGGCCGACUAUCAGCAUUCGAUCUAGGUGGAUCGGCAUGCUCUGCGUCGCCUCAGACAACAAGUCACACCCACUCCAGUUCCCACGUCGUCGGGACCAACGCCCUCCCCGAAUCCCACUGCCUCCCCAACCAUGAGUCCUACUGGCAGCCCGACAGCGGCACCGACCUCGACUCCGACAGCAUCUCCAACAACUAUGCCCACCCCGAGUCCCACUUCUCCCUUACCAUUUUGCCGUGA
This is a messenger RNA of Nannochloropsis gaditana CCMP526, 1011 nucleotides long. RefSeq lists its product as uncharacterized. The record is from RefSeq and is a predicted model, not a curated record. The transcript is spliced from 3 exons. Bases 1 to 1011 code for a protein of 336 amino acids.